GUGGGUUUUGCUAGCAAGUCUCUGAAAACCUUGCCUGCAUGAAAAAUCUUUUGACAGGCCACAUCCUUCAAGUAGAAAGCUAAUAUGUCUUUCAAUUUCUAAGCUCACGUGGUAUGUGGUCUCCAUCAACAACUUAUAAACGUAUUGCUCCUUUACCCCUCUGGAAACAAGCUUCCACUCCAGCUUAAAAACCUGUCAAUUCUCGGGAUAAGCUGACCCGAUGAAGGUGUAUGUAUUGAUGCGAAAUCUCACUAAUCUUGAUGCCUGUAUGAACAUGCUACAGAUAAUCCCCAACUCGACCUAUUGGUCCUUUUCCUAAUUCUGUGGGCAAUCGUAAAAACUCAUCCAUGGUUAAAGUCUCCUUAGAAGGCAAAUAUUGUGGUCGGUAGAUGGAUCAUUUAGCUUGCAGUAUAAUCCAAAAGGACAGGAGAUGCUAUGUCGACGUUUUACCUCUUUUUUCUUUUUUUCUCUUCUCCCUAAAUACCUCAAUCUAAAGAGCCUAAAAAUAUUCCUUUGUCCUAUGCCUGGGUUGGCAUUCGUAUUGUUAACGUUUGUGUCAAUCUUAGCCAGACUGUCAAAUAUUGUUGGCCAUAAUUAACUCAAGGCUUGUCACUUUCUGCACUCUUGAGGGUAAACCCCUUAGCUUAUGACAUGCAGGCUAACUGACAAACUAAAGGUUGGGACAUGCGGUAAAAUUGAAAAGAUGCGGCUCGGAUUCUCAUGUAUUUGCUAACAUCAAAAUAACUUGCAAAAGAAUCUGGUUGUAGAAUUGAAGACCUGCUAUACUGAAAGUUACUGUCUGCUUGUAAUUAACUGUAUGUUUUGGUGGAUGGUGUAGAAAAGAAAUGUUGUUGAAAGCGUCCAAUGCAGCCUGAGGAUUUGCUGGGAAACCAUUAUCUCUCAAUUUGGCCUUCUCCAUUCAGCUUGAGAUGAGUAUCAGUAUCAACCGACUUGGCAUAGUGUUGAUCGCCUCUAAUGGGCCAUGGCAACACGAGUACCCCAACUCCAUGGUAUAGAUAUGUACCCGCCACCUGAACUGUGGCUCAGUAGUAUCAUCAAGCAGACGGGGUGGAGUGGAGUGGCCCAUUUCUGUAGUAUUAAGUCUCUGAUUAUCCAACCCGUCAAAUGAGUUGGGCUUGUAUGACGCAAAUAUAUGAUCGGGACCCAUUUCACUGCAAAAAUUAUCGGAACUGGGACGAGGAUGUUAUGCUCCAAAACAAAUGUAAUGUCCCAACCCGAUUAUGGAGGUGUUGGGCUGAUUGCUGGAUUUUGGAUGAAAGAAGAUCAAAGGUUUCGGAACUGGAGCAGAGUCGUACGUUCAUUUAUCCUCUACUGUAAGAGUUGACUGUUUGUUUGGAGGUGGAAAUAGAGAAGGAUGCUCCUUCUUCUUUUCAAGGAUAGAAUUCUCUUGCAUUAGACCUUCAUUUACAGGAACUUAUUAUCCUUCCACUUAACUUUGAUUAUUAAUACAAAUAAGAGAUUGAUUGGCUGGUAGUAGUCUUGAAACACAUGUAUUUGUGGGAGGGGUACUGUAAUGACCUGUCGCCCUGAGAAGUUGCAGAGUUGUAAACACAGCCUAAGCUUUUGGUUAGAUAGAUAGAAGAGUGAUGGUUGCAAGCGAAGCCAAGUAACCCAAUUUAUAUUUUAAAUUCUGUUACUAUUAUCAAAAUGUCGGUCUCUCUUCUCUUCAAAUAAAUAUAAAUAUACAGACAACCAUAGUAGGCUGUUAGUUGCUUUAUUAACUAAAUCCACCAUUAAACUUUUCAUUGCAUCCCUUCAAUCCUAAGCCAUCCCUUCACUCUUUCUUUAAUAUUAUAUAUAUCCUAUAGAGAAGCUCUAGUUUGUUUGUUUGUUGCUUCACUUGCAAAAUUAACCUCUUGAAACAACCUCUUAUUUAUUCAAAUCCUUCUUCUAUUCUCUCUCUCUCUCUCUCUUUCUCUCUCUCUCUUCAUAAAAGCAUAGUACUGAAUAUAUGUUAUCCUCAGCAUCAGAAACAUUUAAGCUCAACUUCUUCCAAAGAAGAAUCCAAUGCUAACUUUCUUCAAUUACUACUCUCUUAUUCAUUAUCUUCCUCUUACCAUUGUUCUGCCAUUUCCAUUACAGCUAUCCCACCCCCCCACUUCCCUCUUGUCUUCUUCUCUAACUGAUUUUCUCAUUAAAAUCUCUUCCUGUCCUUCUCAUCUUGCACUAAUUUUAUUUUUUUAAAAACACACAAAUUUAAAAAAAAAAAAAAGAAGCAGCAAAGUUUGCACUUUUUCAAGAAGACUUUUAAGCCUCUUAAUCACAAAGACAAGUUACCUUUGAGAUUGAAUUAUAUAGGUGACUAACUGCCAAAGUACGCCAUUCAAUUGUAUAAUAUGGAGGGAGAAAAAGAGAUGAACCACUUGAGCCCGCAAAAGGACAUGCCAACCCCAAGAAACAGCAGCUGUGCAGGUGGAAAUGGCCACAUCCUUAUCACUUCAUCACCAGCAUCCCAAAUACCUUACAGUGUACCUACCCAUUCGAGCUUGCUGGAGGAUCAAAGACCCUACAAGAAUGUGGUGGUGAGGUACAAGGAAUGCCUCAAGAACCAUGCUGCUCCUAUGGGUGGGAAUGCAACAGAUGGGUGCGGUGAGUUCAUGCCUAGUGGUGAACAAGGCAGCCUUGAGGCCCUCAAGUGCUCAGCUUGCAACUGCCAUAGAAACUUCCACAGGAAGGAGAUAGAGGGCGAAUCUGCAAUUGAUCUGUUUCACUCUCCUGUCCUUCACAAUCCUGGAGGUAGAUUUAUUUUGGGCCAUCAUAGUAAUAUAAUUGGAUCACCACAAGGGUUUCCUAUAAAUGCCUUGCUUUCCUCAAGGCCACCGCCGAAUCAACCAAUGAUAGUCUCUUACACAAGUGGUUCAGUCCCUUCAGAGUCUGAUGAGAAGGAUUAUGAUGAUGAUAAUGAAGAUGGUGCAGUUGUGGCUAUCAGGCAAGUUGAUCAGAAGCUCAAGAAGAGGUUCAGGACGAAGUUCACGGAAGAACAAAAGCAAAAAAUGCGCAACUUUGCAGAGAAGGCUGGAUGGAAAAUGCAAAAGCUAGAAGAAUCAGUGGUUCAGCGAUUUUGUCAAGAGAUUGGGAUCAAAAGGAGAGUUCUCAAAGUGUGGAUGCACAAUAACAAACACCACUUCUCCAAGAAAAUGUCAGCAGCUAGUUAGAAAGCCAAUUGAAGCUGCUUCCACAAAGAUUGAACUGAGCAUUUCUUUUCCCUCUUUAUAUGUAUUUGACCCUUUCCUCUGACCUUCCUUCUCUGAAGACAUAUGUACUUUGGUUGCAUGCUUUGUAGUGUUAAAACUUUCUGGUUUGGAUUUGCCAGAAUUCUGAGUAAUGGCACAAAUCUAUGGUUAUGCAAUCUACUCUAGAAGACUGUUUCUAUAGCUCUUCAGAAAUUAAAGGAAAAUGUUUUAGCCAGCUCCA
Ricinus communis (castor bean) is the source of this 3435-nucleotide messenger RNA. Its product is annotated as zinc-finger homeodomain protein 4. Gene Ontology annotation, molecular function: DNA-binding transcription factor activity; transcription cis-regulatory region binding. The transcript has 2 exons. The record is from RefSeq and is a predicted model, not a curated record. Gene Ontology annotation, biological process: regulation of developmental process; regulation of DNA-templated transcription. The coding region runs from base 2358 to 3176 and encodes 272 amino acids. NCBI's taxonomy places the organism in Eukaryota, Viridiplantae, Streptophyta, Magnoliopsida, Malpighiales, Euphorbiaceae. Gene Ontology annotation, cellular component: nucleus.